Messenger RNA from Acaulospora morrowiae, 226 nucleotides. The record is from the annotation of a GenBank genome assembly. NCBI's taxonomy places the organism in Eukaryota, Fungi, Glomeromycota, Glomeromycetes, Diversisporales, Acaulosporaceae.
UAUAUUAGAACCUGGUCGUAAAGUGGUGCAUAAAGUUCGGGGGACGAAUAAAUUGAGAAAGGUUUAUGUUCACCUGACUAGCACAGGCGGGGAGUUAAAAAUUAAUGACGAAGUGCUAAAGCAAGGUGACGGGGCAUUUGUGACUAAUGUUAAAUGUGAUUAUGAAAUUUCUUUUGAAUCUACUGGGACGAAAAAUGCCGAAUUUGUUCUUUUUGAUUUAGCUUAA